Saitoella complicata NRRL Y-17804 is the source of this 438-nucleotide messenger RNA. RefSeq lists its product as uncharacterized. The record is from RefSeq and is a predicted model, not a curated record. Bases 26 to 430 code for a protein of 134 amino acids. The transcript has 2 exons. NCBI's taxonomy places the organism in Eukaryota, Fungi, Ascomycota, Saitoellomycetes, Saitoellales, Saitoellaceae.
CAAUUGCAACACCCAAAACCAUGUCAUGAAGAGACAUCGCGACGAGGAAUACCUUUCAUCACCACCAUCUAGUUCAUUUGUGCAACAGGCUUCUCAGUUGAGUCAGGAUACACCCUCACGGAAUGAGUCGGGAAGGACUUUGAAGCGGGUUCCUCGUAACACUGCGAGUGAGCAGCAGCAGGUUUACUCGAAUACGCUCAACAUGCUAUUCUCGGCGCAGCGGGCUGUAGCACAAAGUCAGAGCGGUCAAAGCGUGGAAGUGAAUGCUGAACACUGCGCGGACUGCGGACAAGCCGUGACGCCGGAGCAAGAGGGCGGGACCCUCUGCGUCAAGUGUGAGAAGCUAGUUUGCUCUGUGUGUUCUGUGUUGCGAUAUCUACCAGAAGCUACGCUACGAGGUUGCUUAGAAUGCGUAACACAUGGUCUAUGACCCCCAUC